AGCUUCGCCGCUGUGCGGCCGUUUGUUACUCGGCGGGGCGGGAGAGCCGAGCAAAAGAGAAGCUUUGGUAUCGGGGCCGUGGGGAGGGCGGUGCACAGCCAGGAACCCCUCACCGCCCCCUGGGGGGGCUUUGAAGCUCGGGGAGGAGUGAACGGAUGAGUAGAGUCGAGAACGGGAUAAGCAGCGGUUUGGGGAGAAAAACCCUCUGGAGAACGGAUGGGGGGAGGAACGCAACCGAGGGGAGCACCGCAGGUGUCUGGCCAGCCCGGGGCAGAGCGGAGCAUCCCCGGCCGCGGCCCUCCUCCCCCCCGGGCCGGGCAGAGACCCACCCCCGGCGGCUUGGGGCGAGGGGGGCGCCCCCGCCUUGACGUCAGGAGAAGGGUUUAAAAAGGCGACGGGAGCCGAGGAGAUCCCCAACGCCGGAGCCGAGCAGCAGCGGAGCCGUCAGCUCUUCCCCGCCGCCUCCUGCCCGAGCCCGACCCGCCGGCGAGAUGCUGUCGUGCCGCCUGCAGUGCGCCCUGGCCCUGCUCUCCAUCGCCCUGGCCGUCGGCACCGUCUCGGCCGCCCCCUCGGACCCGCGGCUCCGGCAGUUCCUGCAGAAGUCCCUGGCUGCCGCCGCCGGGAAGCAGGAACUGGCCAAGUACUUUUUGGCAGAACUGCUCUCAGAGCCAAGCCAGACAGAAAAUGAAGCUCUGGAGUCGGAGGACUUGUCCAGAGGGGCCGAGCAGGACGAAGUGAGACUGGAGCUGGAGCGUUCGGCCAACUCAAAUCCCGCGCUGGCUCCCCGGGAACGCAAAGCGGGCUGCAAGAACUUCUUCUGGAAAACUUUCACAUCCUGUUAGCUUUUGAAACCCACCUGUCCUCCCCAUCCACCCCUGCCUUCUUCCUAUUCCCCCGCCCUGAGCAGAAUCUUCACCACGAGAGGCGAAGACUGUAAAUACACGGUCCACGGUUAUGGUGAAAGUAAACACACAAGGAAUAUUUGAGUUUGAUUUCGAGUUGUUUUAAUAAAACUUUCAGUUCCAAUUGUACACGAUUUGCUUGAGUUGUGAUUUCUGACUAGUUCUUUGAUGACAUGCACUCUGCGAUUCUUUCAGAUGUACUAUUUUUAAUUCUUUGUUGCAAUAAAUUUUAUGUUUCGAACAGUGA
Molecule: messenger RNA, 1149 nt
Organism: Tympanuchus pallidicinctus (lesser prairie-chicken)
Lineage: Eukaryota; Metazoa; Chordata; Aves; Galliformes; Phasianidae
Gene: SST
Product: somatostatin
Exons: 2
Coding region: 492-842 (116 amino acids)
Biological process (GO): regulation of cell migration
Cellular component (GO): extracellular region
Molecular function (GO): hormone activity
Source: RefSeq, a predicted model, not a curated record